UCGGUGUGUGGACAAGGAGAGCAGCCUGGUCCUGCUAGGAGGUCGCUCAGCGAGGAUGAGGGGCUCCAUGGCUUCAAAAUCCAGCGUCCUCAAAGCCCAGAGUCCUGGCAGCGUCUCCAAUGGCCAAGCCGCGUCUCAAGGACAGUGGGGCCGGGCCUGGGAGGUGGACUGGUUCUCCCUGGCCAGUGUCCUCUUCCUGCUGGCCUUCGCCCCCUUCAUUGUCUACUACUUCAUCAUGGCCUGUGACCAGUAUGACUGCUCGCUGACCACCCCCAUAGUGGACCUGGCCACCGGCCGGGCUGGCCUCGCAGACAUCUGGGCCAGGACGCCGCCCGUGACAGCCAGGGCCGCCCAGCUCUACACCUUGUGGGUCACCUUCCAGGUUCUCCUGUAUACGCUGCUCCCUGACUUCUGCCACCGGGUUCUGCCAGGCUACGUCGGGGGAGUCCAGGAGGGGGCAGUGACUCCGGCAGGGGUUGUGAACAAGUACCAGAUCAACGGCUUGCAGGCCUGGCUCAUCACACACCUGCUGUGGUUCGCCAACGCUUACUUCCUGCACUACUUCUCUCCCACCAUCAUCUUCGACAACUGGAUCCCACUGCUGUGGUGCGCCAACAUCCUUGGCUACGCCGUGUCCACCUUCGCCAUGAUCAAGGGCUACUUCUUCCCCACGAGCGCCGAAGACUGCAAGUUCACAGGCAACUUCUUCUACAACUACAUGAUGGGCGUGGAGUUUAACCCUCGGAUCGGGAAGUGGUUUGACUUCAAGCUCUUCUUCAAUGGACGCCCGGGGAUCGUCGCCUGGACCCUCAUCAACCUGUCCUUCGCCGCCAAGCAGCAGGAGCUCCACGGCCACGUGACCAACUCCAUGAUCUUGGUCAACGUCCUGCAGGCCAUCUACGUGGUGGACUUCUUCUGGAAUGAGACCUGGUACCUGAAGACCAUCGACAUCUGCCACGACCACUUCGGGUGGUACCUGGGCUGGGGUGACUGCGUCUGGCUGCCCUACCUUUACACGCUGCAGGGCCUGUACCUGGUGUACCACCCCGUGCAGCUGUCCACCCCGCACGCCCUGGGCGUCCUGCUCCUGGGGCUCGUGGGCUACUACGUCUUCCGUAUGGCCAACCAUCAGAAGGACCUGUUCCGCCGCACGGAUGGGCGCUGCCUCAUCUGGGGCCGGAAGCCCAAGGCCAUCGAGUGUGCGUACACGUCGGCCGACGGGCAGCGCCACCACAGCAAGCUGCUGGUGUCCGGCUUCUGGGGCGUGGCCCGCCACUUCAACUACACGGGCGACCUGAUGGGCAGCCUGGCCUACUGCCUGGCCUGCGGCGGGGGCCACCUGCUGCCCUACUUCUACGCCAUCUACAUGACCAUCCUGCUGACCCACCGCUGCCUGCGCGACGAGCACCGCUGCGCCAACAAGUACGGCCGGGACUGGGCGCGCUACACCGCCGCCGUGCCCUACCGCCUGCUGCCCGGGCUCUUCUAGGGACCUGCCCGGCGGCUCGGGGCCGCUGCGUGGCGCUAGCGGGGCCGCGGCCGGGAGGGGGGCCGGCGUCCCGGCUCCCCCCUCCAGGAAGCCCGGCCUCCGCACCUGUACCGUGGGAAGCCCUGGCGCCGGGCACCGCCGGCGGGGGCUGGGGGCGCCACCAGGCUGCUGCUCCUCCCCCGCGGGCCCCCCCCAAGGGGACGCG
Messenger RNA from Perognathus longimembris pacificus (Pacific pocket mouse), 1694 nucleotides. It is a transcript of the gene Dhcr7, whose product is annotated as 7-dehydrocholesterol reductase. Gene Ontology annotation, biological process: brassinosteroid biosynthetic process; cholesterol biosynthetic process. Gene Ontology annotation, cellular component: endoplasmic reticulum membrane. Gene Ontology annotation, molecular function: 7-dehydrocholesterol reductase activity. The transcript has 8 exons. NCBI's taxonomy places the organism in Eukaryota, Metazoa, Chordata, Mammalia, Rodentia, Heteromyidae. The record is from RefSeq and is a predicted model, not a curated record. Bases 56 to 1489 code for a protein of 477 amino acids.